AUUGGCCGGACGCGGUACCGCCCCCCGGUUGGGAGGUGGUGGCUGCGGCGGCAGCAUGGCGGCGGCAGCGGCAGAGGAGGAAGCGGAGGCGCUGGGGCUCUUCACCGCCAUCGGCCUCAGCGAGGGCAAAGCGCGCGAGACGCUGCGCAAUGGGGCGCUCAGCGCGCUGCUCCGCCAGGCCGUGCUGCAGGCGCAGCGCGCGCUGGGCCCUGCCCUCGACAAGGCCACCGGCACCCUGCUCUACAACGCGGCCUCCCGGCUCAAGGACCAGCGGCACCUCAGCUUCCUCGUCGGCUACAUCGCCCGCAAGCAGAUCCUCACUGACCUGCAGCUCGGCGCCGCCCUGGACUACCUGAAGAGCCACCCCCUGGAGCCCCUCGACGCAGCAGACUUCGAGCAGGCGUGCGGCGUGGGCGUGUGCGUCACCCCCGAGCAGAUCGAGGAGGCGGUGGAGGCCGUGAUCAGCAAGCACAGAGCGGAGCUGUUGGCAGAGCGCUACCACUUCAACAUGGGGCUGCUGAUGGGGGAGGCAAGGAGCCAGCUCCGGUGGGCGGACGGCAAGACCAUCAAGAACGAAGUGGACCUGCAGGUGCUGCAUUUGCUGGGCCCCAAGACAGAAGCUGACCUGGAAAAGAAACCAAAGACUGCAAAGGCCCGGCCGGUCCAGGCGGAGAAGCAGAAGGUGGCCGUGGUGGAGAACGGCGAGGCGGGCACGGAGACACGGUCGCUGCUGGAGCAGCUCCGGGGAGAAGCCCUCAAAUUCCACAAGCCAGGAGAGAACUACAAGACAGAGGGCUACGUGGUGACGCCCAACACCAUGGCUCUUCUGAAGCAGCACCUGGCAAUCACAGGCGGGCAGGUGCGGACACGGUUCCCACCCGAGCCCAACGGGAUCCUGCACAUCGGCCACGCCAAGGCCAUCAACUUCAACUUCGGCUAUGCCAAGGCCAACAGUGGCGUGUGCUUCCUGCGCUAUGACGACACCAACCCCGAGAAGGAGGAGGAGAAGUACUUCACGGCCAUCCGGGACAUGGUGGAGUGGCUUGGCUACCAGCCCUAUGCCGUGACCCACGCAUCAGAUUACUUUGACCAGCUCUACACCUGGGCCCUGGAGCUCAUCCGCAGGGGCCAGGCCUAUGUCUGCCAUCAGAAGGUGGAGGAGAUCAAGGGCCACAACCCACCACCCUCGCCGUGGCGGGACCGGCCCGUGGAGGAGUCGCUUCUGCUCUUCGAGGACAUGCGGAAGGGGAAGUUUGGGGAGGGGGAGGCCACGCUGCGGAUGAAGCUGGUGAUGGAGGAUGGGAAGAUGGACCCCGUUGCCUACCGCGUCAAGUUCACUCCACACCACCGCACUGGGGACAAGUGGUGCAUCUACCCCACGUACGACUACACGCACUGCCUGUGCGACUCCAUCGAACACAUCACGCACUCUCUCUGCACCAAGGAAUUCCAGGCCAGACGGUCCUCCUACUUCUGGCUUUGCAACGCGCUGGACGUCUACUGCCCCGUGCAGUGGGAGUACGGGCGCCUGAACCUCCUCUACACUGUCGUCUCCAAGAGGAAGAUUAUCCGGCUGGUGGAGACGGGCGCCGUCAGGGACUGGGAUGACCCGCGGCUCUUCACGCUGACAGCCCUGCGCCGGCGAGGCUUCCCCCCUGAGGCCAUCAACAACUUCUGCGCCCGGGUCGGUGUGACGGUGGCCCAGGCGACGAUGGAGCCGCAUCUGCUGGAGGCCUGCGUGCGGGAGGUGCUGAAUGAACAGGCCCCCCGCGCCAUGGCCGUCCUGGAGCCCCUCAAGGUCACCAUCACCAACUUCCCUGCCCCGAAGGCUUUCGACGUCCUUGUGCCCAACUUCCCAGCUGACGAGAGCAGGGGCUUCCACAAAGUGCCCUUCCACCCCACCGUCUACAUCGAGGAGACAGACUUCAGGGAGGAGAUGGACAAGGGCUACAAGCGCCUGGCCCCUGGGCAGCCAGUGGGGCUGCGACACGCUGGCUACGUCAUUGCCGUCCAGAAUGUCAUCAAGAACGCCAGCGGGCGCGUGAUUGAGCUGGAGGUGACCUGCACCAAGUCGGACGUGGCAGACAAGCCCAAGGCCUUCAUCCACUGGGUGUCGGAGCCGCUGGUGUGUGAAGUGCGGCUCUACGAGCGGCUGUUCUUGCACAAAAAUCCCGAGGACCCAGCAGAGGUCCCAGGUGGAUUUCUGAGUGACGUCAAUCCUGACUCGCUGCGCGUGGUCGACAGCGCCCUGGUCGACAGAUCCGUGUUGUCCGCCCAACCCUUCGCCAAGUUCCAGUUCGAGCGGCUGGGCUACUUCUCCGUGGAUCCCGACAGCACCGAGAGGAAGCUGGUGUUCAACCGGACCGUGACGCUGAAGGAGGACCCUGGGAAGGCCUGAGGACCCCGCAGCCGCUGCCUCUGCUGCUUGCGGCUCCCUUGCGGUCCCUGGCUGUGGGGAUGCGCCCCAGCGUGGUGCUCCCCCGCAGAGCUGGGCAGGGCCCCGGCCACGCACGCUGCAAGAGCCACAGCUGCCUUAGCACAGCCCCGCAGGGCUGUGCAGCAUAUGGGACAGCAUCACCUCAAUAAAGUGGAGCAUCAGA
Messenger RNA from Dromaius novaehollandiae (emu), 2600 nucleotides. It is a transcript of the gene QARS1, whose product is annotated as glutaminyl-tRNA synthetase 1. Bases 56 to 2398 code for a protein of 780 amino acids. The record is from RefSeq and is a predicted model, not a curated record. Gene Ontology annotation, molecular function: glutamine-tRNA ligase activity; ATP binding. Gene Ontology annotation, cellular component: cytoplasm; aminoacyl-tRNA synthetase multienzyme complex; cytosol. The transcript has 24 exons. Lineage: Eukaryota; Metazoa; Chordata; Aves; Casuariiformes; Dromaiidae. Gene Ontology annotation, biological process: glutaminyl-tRNA aminoacylation; translation.